AUGGCUGGGGACUACCGUAAAUCCAUUCGCAUAAUCGUUCAUAGGUAUUCGCAUCUUUUCUUUGCCGACGAGUAUUGCGAACAAUUUGCUUCUCUUUGCGUCCAAUUACUAAACUUGCUGCUUGAUUUUGACCCCGCCACAUAUCUACUGGAUGCAACGCCUUGCCCAUCUGAAGAACCGCGUGCAAAUCACACUUUGAAGCCCGAAUUGACUCCAGAGCCCCAGCCCGUUUCUAUUCCGGAGUCGAUAUCCCCUGAACCCGUUUCAAACUGCUCCGUGACCGAAUCGAGCCCAGAAUUGGGGGUCGGUGACCUUUUCAAGUCCCCCAUUCUAGAUGAUGUCAACCUUGCCAGCGCAAAAGCUGAAGAUAUCAAAGAAAAUGAUCCCCCCACCCAUACGAAUACACGCUCGUUGCUUGAAGAUGUCCCUCUAGAAAUUGAUAUCACUGGUCCGUCGCUCAGAGCAAUCAUAUUUGGCCCCGAAACCUCGGGCGACAUCAAGCUUCCGAAACUACUUGGGCAAGCUGUACCGCGAAUCCGACUUCCGUCGGAUUUAUGCAGGCUUUUUGGCGUUGUUGACCAAUCCCAUUCGGUGCUCCCUGCAUCUGUACAUCAGAUUUCGGUCUACCCUGAGAUCAUGAUUCUACUGUGGAGGCUGAUUGAUCUCAAUUCAGCCUUUUUCAAGUUCAUCGUGUAUGAGGAAUCGAUCCUGGACUUUGUCUCGGCAUUGACAUAUUACGCCUCGGAGGCUGAACUCGAUCAAUGUAAGUGCGUUCUUUUAAAUCCAGCUGCCGACGGGUUGGUACACCUAUCCUGCUUUGUGCUGCUGCAGCUUAGCAGUGAGCGCGAACUGGCCAUCAGGCUUAACACACCGUAUACGGAUUUUCGGGUCCACGGCCGACACUUGCCUGAAUUUUCUGGCUCAUAUGGAGACUUUUUCGUGCUAUCCAUGACUCUUUCUCCCGUCACAACACAUCGGCUUAUUGCGUUGUUUGAACAACUUGCACGCCUUUCCGUUGACCGCUCAUCGAUACCGCAUGCCAAGUGUGCCCACCUGCUUCUACGCACGUUCACCACCAUGAUGCAAUACCAAUACGACGGCAUGGUGUGUCUGAUUGCUGGAUUAAUGCGUUCAAGAGCUUUCUUCGAGACACUUGCCAAGUGGCGGUAUUCAGAUUAUGUCAUGGGCGAAGGCAUCGGGUCCAUUUUCAAACGGGAUCCGGAGAUGCAAGCGGAGAUCUCUAGUACGCAUCGUUGGACCGAAGAAGAGUGCCUCGAUCCUGAUCUCAAGUUGCUACUCAAAAGAGAUGAUGCCGUCGUAGCUGAGGAUGAAAUGGUGCGGUUUCUGCGCAAACGCACGCUAGUGGGGUUGGUACCACUCAACUAUCCUCUACAGGUGAUCCGCUUUAGAAUGAGCCCAGAGAUCCAAUCGUGGCUCACCUCAUAUAUGUAUGGAAUUGUUUGUCUGCAUCAGGAGCAGGCCUCGAUCUGGAACAAUACGGCCAUCAAGCUUUUUGUGGUACGCUACGAAGAUUCGGAGCAAGGUAUGGGCUUGGAAACAUCUACCUCAGAAUCUGAGUGCCAUAACGACAUAGUACUGCCUUUAAUGCCUUAG
This is a messenger RNA of Mitosporidium daphniae, 1614 nucleotides long. RefSeq lists its product as uncharacterized. Lineage: Eukaryota; Fungi; Microsporidia. The coding region runs from base 1 to 1614 and encodes 537 amino acids. The record is from RefSeq and is a predicted model, not a curated record. Gene Ontology annotation, cellular component: membrane; Golgi trans cisterna; Golgi medial cisterna. The transcript is spliced from 6 exons.